This is a messenger RNA of Nerophis lumbriciformis (worm pipefish), 1614 nucleotides long. Lineage: Eukaryota; Metazoa; Chordata; Actinopteri; Syngnathiformes; Syngnathidae. The record is from RefSeq and is a predicted model, not a curated record.
AUGCAGUGCCACAAGUUUUGGGCAGCAUGUUCCCUUGGAUUUUACCUGUGGACUGCCAUGCUCUUCAAAGGAUCCUUGCAAGGAGAGUAUCAGAGGAGACUUUACAAGGAGCUGCUUGCCAACUACAACCGGCUGGAAAGACCAGUGGUCAAUGACUCAGCUGCCAUCCUGGUGGAGCUAGGCUUCACGCUUCUGCAGAUAAUAGAUGUGGAUGAGAAGAACCAAGUCCUGAUGACCAAUGCUUGGCUACAGCUGUACUGGACUGAUAUCUAUCUGAGCUGGAACCCAGAAAACUACCCUGGUGUUCAGAACCUGCGAUUCCCUUCUGAUCAGAUCUGGACUCCUGACAUCCUUCUCUAUAACAGUGCGGACGACCGCUUCGACGCUACCUUCCACACCAACGUUCUGGUUAAUGCAUCGGGUUACUGCCAGUACAUCCCCCCUGGCAUCUUGAAGAGCACUUGCUACAUUGAUGUACGCUGGUUCCCCUUCGAUGUGCAGAAGUGUGAUUUGAAGUUUGGCUCCUGGACGCACAAUGGUUGGCUGCUGGACCUCCAAAUGCUGGAUGUGGACACAUCCACCUACAUACCCAAUGGCGAGUGGGAUCUUGUAGGUGUCCCAGUCAAGCGCAACGAGCUGUACUAUGACUGUUGCAAGGAACCCUAUCCUGACGUGACCUUCACAGUCACCAUGCGCCGUAGAACACUUUAUUAUGGUCUGAAUUUGCUCAUCCCCUGUGUGCUUAUUUCUGGAUUGGCCCUGUUGGUGUUUCUGCUGCCUGCCGACUCAGGAGAAAAGAUAUCUCUAGGAAUCACUGUGCUUCUUUCGCUAACUGUCUUCAUGCUUCUGGUAGCUGAGAUCAUGCCGGCUACCUCUGACUCAGUUCCCCUCAUUGCUCAGUACUUUGCCAGCACCAUGAUGAUAGUAGGAAUGUCAGUGGUUGUGACUGUGAUCGUCCUGCAGUUUCAUCACCAUGACCCUCAGGGAGGCAAGAUGCCCAAGUGGGUUCGGGUGGUACUGUUGAACUGGUGUGCAUGGUUUCUGCGCAUGAAGCAACCGGGUGAUGAACGCAGACGUCCUGGAUACAAACACCGCCAUACUACCCAGCACCACUCUAGCACUAACUCAAUAGAGAUGGGUGCCAUUCCAAGCCUCUCCAUUCCGCUCUCCCAAACUUCCUGCCCACCGUGCACCUCAGGCACCUCCAAUGGUUCCAUGAGCCUCUACUUUGGCAGCUACCACCCAGUUGAAACUCCACAUUGCCCACCUUCCAGCGACUCUGGCGUAGCACUGGGUGGUCGUGCACACUGCUCCCCAGCAGAUGAGGGUGAACCCCCCGGUGUUUGUAGUAGUACUUUGGGAAUAGGUGCUGGUAUAGGAGAUAGGAUCCCUCCACCAGAGAUUCAGCGCAUCUUGGAGGAGGUGACCUUCAUUGCCCAGCGCUUCCGGGACCAGGAUGAGGCUGAGGCUAUUAGCAGUGAGUGGAAGUUUGCAGCAGCAGUGGUGGACCGUCUGUGCCUGGUGGCCUUCUCACUCUUCUCCAUCAUUUGCACCUUCACCAUCCUCAUGUCAGCACCCAACUUCAUAGAGGCUGUCUCCAAGGACUUUACAUAG